Bipolaris zeicola 26-R-13 is the source of this 1413-nucleotide messenger RNA. RefSeq lists its product as uncharacterized. Gene Ontology annotation, molecular function: transmembrane transporter activity. The record is from RefSeq and is a predicted model, not a curated record. Gene Ontology annotation, biological process: transmembrane transport. The transcript is spliced from 4 exons. The coding region runs from base 1 to 1413 and encodes 470 amino acids. Gene Ontology annotation, cellular component: membrane. Lineage: Eukaryota; Fungi; Ascomycota; Dothideomycetes; Pleosporales; Pleosporaceae.
AUGUCGUCAACACGACAUUCGUUCGAAGCCAGCGACAUCAAAGAUAUGGAUACAACAAAACAGAUUGAGGUAUCUGAGGACUUUACUUGGACGCCCGAGGAAGAGAAGCAGUUGGUAAAGAAAAUUGAUUCUUUCCUGCUUCCAACCAUGUGGUUGAUGUAUCUGUUGUCCUAUAUGGACCGCACAAAUAUUGGCAACGCAAAAAUUGCUGGCAUGGCCACUGAUCUGGGUCUGACUUCCAAUCAGUACUCAAUUGCUCUAGUUGUCUUCUUUGUUACAUAUGUCGCCUUUGAACCGCCUUCAAAUAUGCUCUUGGUCCGACUGAAGCCUUCCGUAUAUCUUCCCGUCAUCAUGGCCAUCUGGGGUGCCUUGACUUGUGUUAUGGGUACUAUCCACGAUUUUAAGCAUCUCGUUCUGCUUCGUAUCUUUGUUGGUGUCUUCGAAAGUGGCUUCGCUCCUGGUAUCAUCCUCAUCAUCUCGUCCUGGUACAAGAAGGACGAGCAGUCGAAACGCUUUGGUGUGUACAUGUCGGCCGCCAUUCUCAGCGGCGCCUUUGGAGGUCUCCUUGCCGGUGCUAUCACUGGAGGUAUGGAGGGAACUGGUGGUUUACGAGGCUGGCGUUGGCUGUUCAUCAUUGAAGGAGCUGCAACUAUCGUCUGGGCUGGAAUAGCCUCUUUCCUCCUUUUGGACUUUCCAGCGAAUACCAAGCGGUUGACUGAUCGCGAGCGACUCAUCGCUACUGCACGUCUCCGAGGAAGUGGUAUCCAGACAUACGUGAGUGGCGACGUAAGAAUCGGCAAGCUAAAGUCCUUCCGCCUUGCAAUCAUGGACUGGAGGACUAUCGGACUUGUCCUCGGUUAUAUGGUCAUUGUCGGCUCUUCCACCCUUUCCUACUUCUACCCCACGCUGGUCAACGGCCUCGGCUACAAAGACACUGUCACCGCACAGUACAUGACUGUUCCCAUCUAUGCCGUCGCAUUCGUCUGCACUGCAGUAACGACAUACUUUGCCGACUCUAUCUCUAUGCACCGUGGCCUAGUCAUUGCAUGCUGGCUCACAUUUUCGCUCAUAACCUCUAUCCUGGUCUGUGUGAUUUACAACUUCACAGCACGUUAUGUCCUCCUCGUCCUCAUGGCUGCCGGUCUGUGGUCAUCCAACGCCGUUUCCCUAUCGUACGCCAGUGCAACAUUUGGAUCCAUGGAGCCUGAAGUCAGGGCUAUUGCUAUCGCGCUUGUCAAUGCGCUUGGAAAUCUGGCGCAAAUCUACGGCGCAUACCUUUUCCCGGAUGAUGACAAACCAAAAUAUCUCAUGGGCUUUGGCGUUAUCUCGGGAAUGCUGGGUUUUGGUGUUGUUGUGUAUAUCUUCCUGCAUGUAACUUUGAGGCGCAAGGAUGGUUUGAAAAGUUUCUUCUAG